AUCUCAAUCAUAUGCUUGAGUUCCCUUAGUACUAUCAAAGUGCUCUCAGUUCUAAAAGAAAGAUCAGAGAUCAUUAUUGUAUUCUACAUGAAGGAGGAGAAGAUCCAACAGAUUGAAAGCAGUGCUGAGCCAAUAAAAAGAUGAAUAAAGGAAAAAAGAUCCUGAGAGAUGAUAAACAGACGGGAAAUCUGAUAGUCCUAAGAGACAAAAAACAGACAUAUAAUGCAAGGAUCAAAGAGAAAUGUCGCUUAGAGCGAAAUCUCCUGAGAGAGCAUAAACAGAAAAAUACACUCCCGAAAGAGUUUAAACAGAAACAUUAUGCUGACAAUCUUGGUAUUUUCUAUCAAAAACUUCCGAAAGAUUUGCAGGAACGCGUCAGAAGAAUCUUAAAUCUUUUCGAGCUCAAAUGGAAUUGGGAAAAUAUUCAGAAAAAGUCCCCUACUUUCUAUGGGUAUCACAAAGACGACCUCGACAAUGUUCCCAAGCUAAUCAUCCAAGGCUGCAACAAGAAGAAUCAACUUAAAAGUUUCAUUAACCAAGGCCUUGUAAAAUACUACUACAAUGUUCAUCAUAAUCACAUAAGGUGUUUUCCAAGUGGAGUUCAAGACUGUCUUAAAAGUUUCAAGUUUCCGCUACUCAUAUAUAUCACUGCAGAAGUGCCGAACAUAACUCAAAUACGUAUGGAUGCUGCGAGAGUCAAACUGUUCGUCAACGAAGAAAACACCAUUGAACCGUACCAUCGUUGGACUGGAAGUAAUCAUUUUGAAAAAGAUUAUGAAGAAUUAAAAGAAGCUAAUUUCCAAAAGUUACAAGGCGAAAUGAAUGCAUUAAACAUGUUGACAGAUAUUACUGGAAUACAAAUUGGAAGAUGGACAGUAACUUGGCGUGAAAAAGAUGAAAAGCUGCCAGAAGAAAUUAAAGAUCAAAUCUAUAUCCUUAAUACGGAAUCAAAAGAAAAAAAAGAACAAUUCUUGAAUAUUAGGAGAGCAAAAGCGAAGCAUUCUUAAGCUGUGAGGAAUUACUAGAUGCAAGAUGCGAGAGCUUAAACUCGACAAUUAGCUUUAGCUAUAUGUAGCCUUAGAGUUUGUGUGUAUGUA
Asparagus officinalis (garden asparagus) is the source of this 1097-nucleotide messenger RNA. RefSeq lists its product as uncharacterized. NCBI's taxonomy places the organism in Eukaryota, Viridiplantae, Streptophyta, Magnoliopsida, Asparagales, Asparagaceae. The record is from RefSeq and is a predicted model, not a curated record. The transcript is spliced from 2 exons. Bases 141 to 1007 code for a protein of 288 amino acids.